This is a messenger RNA of Apus apus (common swift), 1209 nucleotides long. It is a transcript of the gene PRPH, whose product is annotated as peripherin. The transcript has 9 exons. The coding region runs from base 1 to 1197 and encodes 398 amino acids. Lineage: Eukaryota; Metazoa; Chordata; Aves; Apodiformes; Apodidae. Gene Ontology annotation, cellular component: axon; plasma membrane; type III intermediate filament. The record is from RefSeq and is a predicted model, not a curated record.
AUGAGCCGCGGCGGCCGCGCCCCCCCCUCGCCCCGCACCCCGGGGCCGCCGCCGCCCCUCACGGUGGCUGCGGGGCGGCUGGCGGGGGCGGCGGCGGCGCGGGGCGCGGAACGGGAGGAGCUGGCGGCGCUGAACGAUCGUUUCGCCGCUUUCCUGGAGCGGGUGCGGGCGCUGGAGCGGCAGAACGGGGCCCUGAGAGCCGCCCUGGGCCCUCCCGCCGCGUCCCGCACCGCCGGGCUGGUGCGGGGGGAGCUGCGGGGAUUGCGGGAGCGGCUGCAGCUCCUCGGCCGCGACCGUGACCGGCUCCAGGCCGAGCGGGACGGGCUAGAGGCCGAACUGGCGGCCCUGCGGCAGCGGCUGGAGGAUGAGACACAGAAGCGGGAGGAUGCGGAGCAGAGCCUGGUGCUGUUCCGCAAGGACAUGGACCAGGCCACGCUGUCCCGCCUGGAGCUGGAGCGCAGGGUGGAGCUGCUGCUGGACGAGAUCGGCUUCCUCAAGAAGCUGCACGAGGAGGAGCUGCGGGACCUGGAGAUGGGAGCCCCGAGCCCGGGGGGCCCGGGGGAAGGGGGGGUCUGCAAACCGGAGCUGACGGCGGCGCUGCGGGAAAUCCGCGGCCAGUACGAGAGCAUCGCCCUGAAGAACCUGCAGGAAGCCGAGGAGUGGUACAAAUCCAAGUUUGCCGACCUGUCGGACGCUGCCAACCGCAACCACGAGGCGCUGCUACUGGCCAAGCAGGAGAUGGGCGAGUCCCGGCGGCAGAUCCAGAGCCUCAGCUGCGAGGUGGACGGGCUGAAGGGCAUGAACGAGGAGCUGCAGCGGCAGAUGCGGGAGAUGGAGGAUGAGUUCAGGGAGGAGGUUGGGAACUACCAGGACAUGGUGGAGCAGCUGGAGCAGGAGAUCCAGCAGAUGAAGGAGGAGAUGUCCCGGCACCUGCGCGAGUACCAGGACCUGCUGCACGUCAAGCUGGCCCUGGACGUGGAGAUCACCGCGUACCGGAGGCUGCUGGAGGGCGAGGAGAGCCGGAUCACUGUCCCCGUGCAUCCCACCACCUCCUUCACCAUGAGAAGCUCAGUGCUGGAGCUGCAGCCUGAGGAGAGCCCGGCAAGGAGGGAAGUGCUCAUCAAAACCAUCGAGACACAGGAUGGGCAGCAGGUGGUGACAGAGUCGCACAAGGAGCAAGCGGAGCCAGGGAAGUGAUGGAGGGACCCA